UUAUUUUGGUGUCCUGUUUGAAUUUAAUGAUGAAGCCGUUUGUCAUUAGUGUGUCCUGAAGAAGUGAUUUGACAAUAUUGUUGUUAUGCUUCACUUUGUGGCUUUGAGAUCAAUUUAAAAACUUAGUUGCUUUUUGUUUCGUGUAAUGUGUGGCAAUGUGUAUGAUCAAGGUGUAAUAAUGGCUGGACAUCAAGAAAUGUUUGCUCAAAUUAUUUUUUAGUGAACGUCCUGCACAGUACGUACACUGCUCACAUUAGGAAAGGAAUGCAAGGAAGGAAGGAAGGGGUUCUACUUGUGACUUAGUAUUGCAAUGUAUUAAUUGAUUGUGAUAGUUUAUUUUACGUCAAACAAAUUAUUUAAUUUGAGAAAAAGUAGAUUUGUUAGUUAAAGUUCAUUUUGGUGUUACAACUUAGGGACUGAACAAGUGAAUCCAAUGGCAACAAUGGAGAUGAAUGUUGGUCCUGAAGGUGGGCGCUACCACUCAGGCAGUCUGUCUGUUUUGAUUCCUGACGGUGCCGUGAGUGAACGAGUCAACAUAAAAAUGUAUCUAUAUGUCGAUGAAAGGCUAAUGCCACCAUCUAGCAAAGUCACUGAUGAAUACGUUUUGAGUCCUCUGUUUGUCUUUGAACUUCAUGGAUUAACAUUUUCCACACAUGUGCAAGUGCAUUGUCCUCCUCUAGUUGAUUCUAGAGGAUGGCGUUUGUCACUGAUGAGAGCUAUGUGUGAUAUUUCUGCUUCAUCUCAAUUGUGGCAGUCAGAAGUCAUAGUAACGAUUACCUCUGAUGUAAACCAAGUGAAUGUGGAAGAUAGUGAUAGUGAGUAUGAUCUUGCCAGCGGUACAUUGAGCAUAAAACAGUUCUGUUGGUUUUGUUAUCAGCCAAGAUCUUUAUUAAAUAUUUGGAAUCUCAAUAUGCAUUGUCACGAUAAUUGUCAUGAGCUUAUUGAGCAAAGGAAGCGUGAUGAGAACGGUCUCUCACCUAAGCGCCAUUUGUUGUGUCUAAAGGAAGAAAUGAAAGUGAAGUUUGAAGGCAAUAUUGAAUUUAGUAUUACACGUGGUGAUUGGAAAGCUUUGUCACAGCUAUCGGGUGCUCAGCCUGUAGCUGCUGUUGAGUUUUGGAACAAAUGGAUAUGUUUGGACAAGAAAUUUCAAAUAACUGUGGAGUUUGAGCAUGUUACUGACCACCGUUCAAACAGAUGUUGUGUGGAUAUUACACAGGGUGGAUCCGAUACGCCUUAUGGAGAUCGUAAACCAUCAGACUCUGCAAGUGCAGCACACUUUAGUAAAAUGCCUCAAACAUCUCUACUGCCAAUACUCGAAGAUCGAGCUUUAGAAGGGCGAUACAGUGAUGCACUUCAGGCUUUGCGUUUACAAGGAUGUGCCUCUCAUGCUAGCAGUGAAACUCUGGAGGAGUCACUGUGGACUAGCUCUCAGGAGGUUGUUUCUGCAUUGGAAGCAUUUCCCAAAGGUUCGAGUCCUGGUUAUUCUCAUCUUUGA
Messenger RNA from Corticium candelabrum, 1495 nucleotides. RefSeq lists its product as uncharacterized. Bases 434 to 1495 code for a protein of 353 amino acids. NCBI's taxonomy places the organism in Eukaryota, Metazoa, Porifera, Homoscleromorpha, Homosclerophorida, Plakinidae. The transcript is spliced from 7 exons. The record is from RefSeq and is a predicted model, not a curated record.